GAACUUCUGUUUUCUUGUCUGUGAACAGAAACGCAGGAUGAUUUGGAGUCGCUUACUAACGAUAUCAAGAAAAUGGCCAACAAUGCUCGUAACAAACUGAAGACCAUUGAAAGGAAUCUCGAGAUGGAAGAAGUGGAGAGAGUAUCAGCCGACUUGAGAAUACGCAAAUCACAGCACGCCGUACUUUCCAGGAAGUUUGUUGAUGUGAUGACCAAAUACAAUGAAGCUCAGGUGGACUUCAGAGAGAAAAGCAAAGGUCGCAUUCAGAGACAAUUAGAGAUCACUGGUAAAACCACAACUGAUGAGGAGCUGGAGGAGAUGCUGGAGGGAGGAAACACAGCCGUUUUCACAGCGGGGGUAAUGCAUGCGUGCAUGUGUGUGUGGCAGAGCUGGAGUCAAAACCUUUCCCUUCCUCAUAGCGUGCUCCCAUAGGCAGUGCACGAGAUCUAUAGUCUAAAGCAGCACUCAGAAAAAGAGGUACAAAGCUGUCA
Messenger RNA from Sinocyclocheilus grahami, 491 nucleotides. Its product is annotated as syntaxin-3-like. The record is from RefSeq and is a predicted model, not a curated record. Gene Ontology annotation, molecular function: SNAP receptor activity; SNARE binding. NCBI's taxonomy places the organism in Eukaryota, Metazoa, Chordata, Actinopteri, Cypriniformes, Cyprinidae. Gene Ontology annotation, biological process: exocytic insertion of neurotransmitter receptor to postsynaptic membrane; intracellular protein transport; vesicle fusion. The coding region runs from base 73 to 432 and encodes 119 amino acids. Gene Ontology annotation, cellular component: postsynapse; plasma membrane; endomembrane system. The transcript has 4 exons.